Molecule: messenger RNA, 939 nt
Organism: Colossoma macropomum (tambaqui)
Lineage: Eukaryota; Metazoa; Chordata; Actinopteri; Characiformes; Serrasalmidae
Product: olfactory receptor 52D1-like
Exons: 1
Coding region: 7-939 (310 amino acids)
Biological process (GO): G protein-coupled receptor signaling pathway
Cellular component (GO): membrane
Molecular function (GO): olfactory receptor activity; G protein-coupled receptor activity
Source: RefSeq, a predicted model, not a curated record
CCCACAAUGGAGAAUGUUUCUGUUGUCUCAGAGUUCACUCUCUCUGGAUUAGAUGGAACAAUGGAAAACAGAUACAUGCUUUUUUUUUGGACAGCACUUUGUUAUUAUCUAAUCUUAUUAUGUAACAUCACUGUCAUUUUGUCCAUCGCCUCAGAUAAGGGGCUUCAUGAGCCUAUGUACAUAUUUUUGUGUAAUUUGUGUAUAAAUUCACUCUAUGGCACUGCUGGUUUCUACCCUAAAUUCAUGUAUGACAUAUUGUGCCCAUUUCAUGUGAUUUCAUAUGCAGGAUGUUUGAUUCAGAUAUUUGUCAUCUAUUCAUCUGUUUUGUGUGACUUCUCAACUUUAACAGUGAUGGCAUAUGACAGAUAUGUGGCAAUAUGUCGACCACUAGAGUACCACUCAGAAAUGACAAAUCAAAAAGUUAUAAAAUGCAUCCUUUUUAGUUGGCUUGCGCCCUUUUUUUGCAUAGCUGUUAUAGUCUUGCUGUUAUCAAGACUAACACUGUGUGGCUCAAUGAUUGGAAAAUUAUACUGCGAAACUUGGGCUGUGGCUAAACUGGCCUGUUACUCUACAGUAGUGAAUAAUGUGGUUGGACAAGUAGUUAUCAGUAUAUAUUUUGGACAUGCAUUAUUGAUUUUUUGCUCAUAUCUGAAACUGAUUCAAACAUGCAGGAAGUCAAGAGAGGGGAGAUACAGAUUCAUGCAGACUUGUACACCACAUCUGCUCGCAUUGUUCAAUGUUACUAUUGCAUUGUUGUUUGAUGUGUUUUACAGUAGAUAUGGUUCAAGCUCUUUACCACAAGGUAUACGAAAUUUCUUGGCAUUGGAGUUCCUAUUUAUACCUCCCAUUUUAAACCCUCUUAUUUAUGGACUACAGCUGACCAAAAUUCGUAAACGAGUUAUUAAAUUGUACCUCAGAAACAAUAUGAGUGCUGCCUAG